AGCAGCGAUCAUUCCUCGAAAGAACGACAAUUGGAAAGGUUCGCGAUCAUGGCUAAGCGUUGGGCGAGAACUUCCAGCGGACUGUUUUAUGCUGCGCUAGUGUUGCUGGCAAGCGUCGUGUUGACAAGGAGCGAAGAUAUUGAGACCUGUAUCAAAAACUCCAAACCGGGUGUAUGCGUGUACAAGUAUAGGUGUAAGGAUGGGUACAUCAUUGAAUUUGGCGAAGGUUUAAUCGAUAUACGGUCCAGCGAUGUAUGCGGCAAUCCACUGAUGGAAUGUUGCCAAGAACCAGAGGAGCCCAACGAAAAUACAACGGUGGAUCCUUCACCAAACGAUACCAGCACGGACCGAGGUACGAGUACGACGGUAGCACCACCGGGCCCUUUCGUACCUCCCUACCAUCAGCAACAGUGUGGUCAGCGCAAUCCCAACGGAGUGAUUUUCAAGAUCGAAAACAAUGUGUUCAGUGAAUCCGAGUACGGUGAGUUCCCGUGGGUGGUGGCCAUCUUCCGGUUGACGGGCGAACCCAAGCCCCAGUUUCUGUGCAGCGGUACACUGAUCGACGUUGCCGCGGUCCUAACGACGGCCAGCUGUUUCCAAAAGUAUCGAGGCGUCGGUAACAAGUUCAUGGUGCGGAUGGGUGAGUGGGAUUUGAGUAACGAUCGGGAACCGAUUCCUACCGUCGAGCGUGAGGUGGAAACGUUGCACAUUCAUCCGCGUUACAGUGUCCGGGAUAAGGUUAACGAUAUCGCCAUCAUCAUCCUGAGUGAUAGCGUCCAGCUGACGCACACGAUCGGUCUGGCGUGCUUACCGGAGGCUUCGCUUCGCUUCAACGACAUUGUCGGUGUGGGUUGGGGUGAUGCGCCCAGCUUUUUGCAGCCCCAGAAGCUCCCUCAAACCAUCUUGAAGAAGUCCCAACUGACGGUUAUCGGCGCGCAGCAGUGCCAGCGGACGAUGCGCAAGCUCAUUACUCCGAGGUACACGCUGUCCGACAGUUUCAUCUGCGCUGAGGGGCACGCACCGGAAAUGCUGCCAUGCAAAGGUGACUCCGGUUCACCGUACAUGGUCAACAUUCCGACGGAACAGGAGCGGUACUUCGUGGUGGGUCUCAGCUCGUGGGGAUUCGAUUGUAAUGUGCAGGACGCACCGACCGUACUGACGAACGUCGGUUAUCAUCGCGAGUGGAUCGACCAAAUCAUCAGCACCGAGGGUCUUAGUCCGUUCAGCUACACUUAUCAUCAGCAGGAGGAAGACGAUGACGACUAGAGAGUGCUUCUACUGUACUUCGUGGCUGCGUAAUAAAGGAGAGAUGUUGCUUACUGGCACCAGAUGUCCCGUCGUUCAGUGUUACGCAUUAAU
Molecule: messenger RNA, 1359 nt
Organism: Anopheles darlingi
Lineage: Eukaryota; Metazoa; Arthropoda; Insecta; Diptera; Culicidae
Product: phenoloxidase-activating factor 2-like
Exons: 2
Coding region: 49-1266 (405 amino acids)
Biological process (GO): proteolysis
Molecular function (GO): serine-type endopeptidase activity
Source: RefSeq, a predicted model, not a curated record